Messenger RNA from Medicago truncatula (barrel medic), 1032 nucleotides. Its product is annotated as non-classical arabinogalactan protein 30. The transcript is spliced from 2 exons. Bases 1 to 1032 code for a protein of 343 amino acids. Gene Ontology annotation, cellular component: cell periphery. NCBI's taxonomy places the organism in Eukaryota, Viridiplantae, Streptophyta, Magnoliopsida, Fabales, Fabaceae. The record is from RefSeq and is a predicted model, not a curated record.
AUGGCGAAAACUCUCUUAUUGUUUUUUCUCUUUCUCCAAAUAACCUCUUUCAUAGCAUUUGCUGAAAAGCUAGAAACUCUUCAUCACAAACCAGCAACUCCACAUCAUUCCCCAACUAAGUCACCUGUUCAUAAACCAUUAGCUAGCCCACCUCACCACAACCACUCACCAUCCCAUGCACCUUCUCAUGUUCACACUCCUUUACAUCCUCCUCACCCUGCUAAACCCCCGACCCAUCACCACCACCAACAUCAACAUCACUCACCAUCCCCUACGCCUUCCCAUGUUCACCCUCCUUUACAUCCUCGUCACCCAGCAAAACCCCCAACUCAUCAUCAUCAACAACACUCUCCUGCUCAUUCCCCUAUUAAGUCUCCGGUUCACACUCCUUUACAUCCUCCUCACCCUGCCAAACCUCCAACCCAUCACCGCCACCAACAUCACUCACCAUCCCCUGCCCCUUCCCAUGUUCACACUCCUUUACAUCCUCGUCACCCUGCAAAACCCCCCACCCAUUAUCAUCAUCAUUCUCCUGCCCAUGCUCCUAUUAAGCCUCCGGUUCACAAACCUUUACUUCCUCCUCAUUCUGCAAAAUCCCCAACCCACCACCAUCCUCCGGCUCAUGCUCCUACUCACACACAUGUUUCGAGAAACUUGAUAGCUGUUGAAGGAGUUGUUUAUGUCAAAUCAUGCAACCAUACUGGUGUUGACACCCUAAAGGGAGCUACACCACUUCCUGGUGCCAUUGUUAAGCUCCAAUGCAACAACACCAAAUACAAGUUGGUCCUUAAAGCCAAGACGAAUAAGAAAGGUUACUUUUAUAUUGGAGGUCCAAAGAACAUUACAGGUUAUUCAACUCGCCAUUGCAACGUUGUUUUGGAUAGUGCACCUAAAGUACUAAAACCUUCAAAUCUUCAUGGUGGUGUUAUUGGGGCUCUUCUUAAGCUUGUAAAACGAUCAAUGUCUAAGGGUGUUUAUGUAAAACUCUUCUCUGUUGGGCCGUUUGCUUUUGAGCCCAAAUGUCAUCAUUAA